Ceratotherium simum simum (southern white rhinoceros) is the source of this 1014-nucleotide messenger RNA. The record is from RefSeq and is a predicted model, not a curated record. NCBI's taxonomy places the organism in Eukaryota, Metazoa, Chordata, Mammalia, Perissodactyla, Rhinocerotidae.
AGCUCCGUUGGUCGAGGGAGCCAUGGAGGAGAGAGCUGAUCAACGAGAGCAGGAGAGACCCAGCCUUCGUCUGGAAAAGCUACAGCACUGGGCAAGGCAUAGGUGGAGUGGGCACCUCCUGGUGCUGGCGGUGAGCCAGCUAUGGCUGGCAGUGGCUGUGGUGCCCUUUGCUGUCUCAGUUGCUUGCUUGAACUCUGCCUGUCAUAUGGCCACAGCACUGCCACUUGGGCCUGGAGCAUUGGGUCUCCUCACUGGGAUUAUUACCCUUGAGCUGCGCAGAGCACCCCGCCUCUGGAAGCUGGCCGGCUUGCUGGUGCUGGAGCUCAGUGCUGAGGCCUUCACCCUAGGAGGAGUGCUGGUCUCAGCAUACUCCCUGUUCCUGCUGAGCCAGAGGAAGCCAGGAUGCUGCAGGAGCCAGAGUCAGCACUACCAGGAGCUGCAGGAGGGUCUCUCUGAGUUGGAGGAAGUUCCUGAUUUGGAGGAUGGUCCCAGGGUGGCUAGCACAGCAAACGGAACAAAUGAGUGAGCUGGCAAGGGGAAGCAGACAGGUGCUGCUCUCCCGCCCUGCGGGAGCAUCGUCCAAACUCUCCUGCACCCCACCGCACUGAACUCAGAAGCUAGAUGGAGUCCCUUGAGACCUACAUGAAGUCCAGCGGAGUGCCUUCGACUUUCACUCACACUAGGCCCCUUUCUAGACUGUAGACCAGAGUCUUCCCUCACCUCACCGCCCUGCAAAGCUGCCCGCUUGCAGGGCAUCCUUAAGCCAACUUUGAGCUAUGCCCACUUCUUCCCUUCCAUCCUUACCCUCCUUCCCCGCCGCCUCCCUAUACAACUUCACAUCUGCCUCAUCUCACUAUUUCUCUUCUUUCCACCUUUCACAAUCUCAUCCUCUCCAAGCCCGGUUCCUGGAAACGCCUACUCUCUGAAAUCAAUUCAUGGGUGCUUUAGUUCUCUCCCUUGGAUCCUUUCUACUGUAACGGAGACUACAAGUCCCAGGAGGCCCCGCUGCCCCGU